Talaromyces amestolkiae is the source of this 1032-nucleotide messenger RNA. RefSeq lists its product as uncharacterized. NCBI's taxonomy places the organism in Eukaryota, Fungi, Ascomycota, Eurotiomycetes, Eurotiales, Trichocomaceae. Gene Ontology annotation, molecular function: oxidoreductase activity, acting on NAD(P)H. The transcript has 4 exons. The record is from RefSeq and is a predicted model, not a curated record. The coding region runs from base 1 to 1032 and encodes 343 amino acids.
AUGUCUCAGAUUACUGAAAACAAGGCCGCAUGGAUUACCGAGAAAGGAGCAAGGCCGUUCAAAGUUGGCCCAGGGCCUAUACCAAAUCCUGCUGAGAACGAAGUCGUCAUCAAAGUUGCUUAUACGGCGAUGAAUCCAGUCGACGUGAUAAUGCAAGAAAGUCCUGCUUUGGAACUUCCAUACCCCUUCAUCUUAGGAGUUGAUUUGUCUGGUACAGUUGUUGCUUUGGGAUCUGGCGUGACACGAUUUAAAGUCGGGCAGCGCGUGACCGGACACUGCGAUUCUCUACUCACCAAGAAAAAAACGAACUCGGCAUUUCAGGAAUACGCAACAUGUCUUGAGGUGUUGGUUUGCCAUAUUCCAGAUUCGGUGCCUUUGGUCAAUGCCGCGGUGCUUCCACUUGCGGUCGAUACAGCAUCGACGGGAUUAUUUUCCAUUCUCAAGUUGCCUUUACCUGUAAUUAAUCCGCAGCCAGUCGGACGCAAGAUACUCAUCUGGGGCGGAAGUUCGUCGGUGGGUUCUUGUGCUAUCCAGCUAGCAAUCGCAGCUGGACUCGAAGUUGCUGCCACAGCCAGUUCGAAAAAUCACGAGCACGUGAAAAGCCUAGGAGCCCGACAUGUUUUUGAUUACAAUGAUCCGGAAGUGAUCAAUAAAAUCACGACUGUCUUACAACCAGGAGAUUUGGUGUACGAUUGUAUCGGGGGUGAUAAGGUCCGAGCGACAUGUACAGAAAUUCUUCAAAAGAUAGGGGGUGGAACACUCCCAACUGUCCGCUGGUUUGCGCCUACCGAGACCGGGAAUGUGAAGGUCGAGUUUGUCAAUGGCCUCCUUCCAGGACUCAUUGAUACCAGCAUCGGCAAGUCAGUUUGGGGCAACUACAUUACAAAGGCCCUCGAAUUGGGAAAAUUUCAAGCUAAACCGGACCCCUAUGUAAUUGAGGGUGGACUUGAGAAGAUACAGGAUGGAAUAGACGUACUCAAAAAGGGUGUUUCUGCUCAGAAGAUUGUGGUGGAAAUUGCAAAGACUGCUUAG